Molecule: messenger RNA, 1635 nt
Organism: Uncinocarpus reesii 1704
Lineage: Eukaryota; Fungi; Ascomycota; Eurotiomycetes; Onygenales; Onygenaceae
Exons: 1
Coding region: 1-1635 (544 amino acids)
Biological process (GO): DNA-templated transcription
Molecular function (GO): zinc ion binding; DNA binding
Source: RefSeq, a predicted model, not a curated record
AUGGUCGAUGGGAAUAUCAGCCUGCAACAGAUCUCGCCCACGCCCACGCCGUCAGAAGAGCCCAAGAAGACGAUCCGAAGCGACAAGAGACAGCACUCCGACGACGACGGCGCGUGGAUCUCGUCCGAUGAAGACCUCGACGUCCUGCCGUUCCUCUCGGUCGAUGAAGGCGGCAAGGUGGACACGUUUGGCCCUUCAUCGGCUCUCCAGGGCCCAACCAAGCCCGUCAUGCCCACCGAGUCGCCCGUUGCUGAGCAUGUUCGAAACCAGCUCAUCGCCAACGCCAUCCUGCAGCGACAGCGCGAGCACGAUCUGUGCUACCGACCGGACGUCUUUGGCGUCCCGAUGGAACUGGCCAAGCACCUGCUUGACCUGCAUUGGAAUCGCCAGCAUCACACAUUCCUGCUCACCUACCGCCCGGCCGUCAUGAGAGACCUGGUGCAGAAUGGGCCGUACUGCUCCGAAUUCCUCGUCAACGCCAUCUUUGCGUGCUCCAGUAAAUACUCGCAGCGCAUCGAGGUUCGAGAUAACCCGGUUGACUCCUCGUCGACCGGCCGGCGGUUCUUCGCACGCUGCGACCAGCUAUUGGCGGAACAGUCGCUGCUGAACUCGUCCAGCAUCGCGACGCUGGUAGGGCUGUUGCUCCUUGGAUCCACGUACAAUGCGCGCGGCGACACCUCCAAGGGAUGGCUGUACACCGGCUACGCCCUGCGGAUGGUGUAUGACCUGGGCCUGCAUCUGGACUACAAAGCCACCACCGCCAAUGCGGAGGAUAUCGAGAUCCGGCGUCGCGUCUUCUGGGGCGCAUUCAUCUGCGACAAGCUGCAGAGCCUGUAUCUGGGCCGCCCCAUGACCAUCCAUCUCCGGGACGUCCAUGUUUCGCGAAACUUCAUGGACACGAUGGAAGAAAAGGAACUGUGGACGCCAUAUGUCGACCCGAUGCUCCCCACGGAGAGCAUGUCUCCAAUGUCGCCCGCUCCCACUCCGAUCCAUUCGGUGUCUACCUUCCAGCAGCUCUGUCUCCUGUCACGGAUCAUGACCAAGAUCAUCAACCGAUUCUACGUGGUCGGUGCAACGGCCGAAAAUGCGAGGGCUAGUCUUCAAGCCAUCGACGACGCCCUUAUUUCGUGGAAGGAUAACCUGCCCGUGGAUCUCAAGUUCGAGCCGUGGUCAGACAGCCUGAUGACCUCCCAAGUCCGACCGGCCCCAAACGUGAUGAUUCUAAACGCACUGUACUAUUCACUGGUCAUCCUGCUUCACCGCCCGUUCAUUUCCGAUGGCCAUCUUCGCUCCGCGGUUCCUCCGGCGAGCUCCUGGAAGAGAUGCUCCACCGCUGCGAGAAACAUCACAAGCAUAGUGCUUGGCUACCAGUCUACGUAUACUCUGCGAGGAGCGCCAUAUCUGUUGAGCUACGCCGUCUAUGUGGCCUGCACGAUCCAUGUACGCAACGCAGCCGCAACUGAGCGGCAACACCCCGGAGAGAACUCGUCCCUGCUCUCUGCCAGUCUACACAGUCUGGACGAGCUCUCUCUUCCCAAUGUGGGCGUGUCGAAGCCCGCCAGCAUUAUCCGCAAGAUCAUGGCGGCCAAUGGACUGCAGCUAGUCUCAGGUAACUAUCCCAAUCAGUGGCCCUAG